UGCCAAUCCUACCUAAUCCUAUUGUCAAUGUCACAUUUUAGACAUGUUUUGUUUAACGGCGUGCUAAAUGGUGUUCAAACGAUAAUAUUUUAUCAUUAACUAAUAGUACAAAAGUCACUAGUAAUUUAUAUUGAAAUCGCAAGUCAUAUUGUACUACAAUGGCUUCGGGACUAGAAAAUUAUGUGAACCAAACAGUGUCAGUGAUAACUUCUGACGGUCGAAACUUUAUUGGAACUUUAAAAGGAUUUGACCAAACUAUUAAUAUAAUAUUGGAUGAAUCGCACGAAAGAGUGUUUUCUUCUUCGUCUGGUGUGGCGCAGGUGGUGCUUGGACUUCACAUAAUACGCGGUGACAAUGUAGCAAUCGUUGGUCAAAUAGAUGAAUCAAUAGACAGCAGACUAGACCUGGGAAAUAUCAAAGCAGAACCGUUGGGGUCUAUUGUUCACUAAUAACUUUAAGAAUAACAUGUAAUAAAUAAGUUUAUUUCCUU
Spodoptera frugiperda (fall armyworm) is the source of this 490-nucleotide messenger RNA. RefSeq names its product U6 snRNA-associated Sm-like protein LSm8. Gene Ontology annotation, molecular function: RNA binding. Lineage: Eukaryota; Metazoa; Arthropoda; Insecta; Lepidoptera; Noctuidae. Gene Ontology annotation, cellular component: U6 snRNP; precatalytic spliceosome; U4/U6 x U5 tri-snRNP complex. Gene Ontology annotation, biological process: mRNA splicing, via spliceosome. The transcript has a single exon. The coding region runs from base 159 to 449 and encodes 96 amino acids. The record is from RefSeq and is a predicted model, not a curated record.